Maudiozyma saulgeensis is the source of this 1485-nucleotide messenger RNA. Lineage: Eukaryota; Fungi; Ascomycota; Saccharomycetes; Saccharomycetales; Saccharomycetaceae. The record is from the annotation of a GenBank genome assembly.
AUGAAAUUACUGGUUGCUCAUGGGAAUGAUGCGAACUUCUUAUCUCUAAUUGAAAAAGUUAAAAAAUUAAAUACCAAGGCUGGACCCUUCGCACACAUUUUAAUAGUUGGUGAUAUCAAGGAUGAAACAAUUAACAAUAUAGGUGACAUUGAUGGGCUAUCAACAUUAUACUUAUUUGGGGCAGAAGGAGAGAAUUCGACUAAUAUUAUUCGAUUGAAUGGUUUUGGCGUAUAUGAAAGCCAAGACAAACUUAGAAUAGGAUAUUCCACACAAACCACAAAACAACUUCACGAAUCGAAGAAGGCACUUUGGAAUAAAUUUAAACAACUGGAAGACCCUGUUGAUAUAUUAAUAUCUCGUGAGUGGAGUUCACAGGUUGCUAGAUUGAACGAAGUAUUUAGUGGUACUGAAUUACUGGAUAAUAUUGUAAAAACCGCCCAACCUAAAUAUCAUAUAGCAUAUGGAGACAACAAUCAUUAUUUCGAAAGUAAACCUUUCAUUUGGGAUGAUUCUAACCAAGUAUCCCGUUUUAUUAACAUAGCUGAUUUUGAUUCUUCAAAGAAAUGGGCAUAUGCCUUUAAUAUUGAGCUUGCUAGGGAUGUGAUCUCGGAUAAUAUUAAGAAACUGGAAUUGAUCGAUAAUCCGUAUAACACUCACCCCCAGAAAAGAGCUUUAGUUACUGAUCAACACCCUGAUGACGGUCAUAAAACGGCUGUGGAACCAAAACAGAAAAAGGUCAAAAAAAUUCUACCAAGUACAUGCCAUUUUUGUUUUACAAAUGCCAGCCUUGCCGAUCAUAUGAUUAUUUCUAUUGGUAACUCAUCAUAUCUAACAAUCGUUAGAGGUCCAUUAACAACUCCUAAAGGUGAUAUGAAUUUUUCUGGUCAUUGUCUGUUAAUACCUAUAGAGCAUAUUCCUAAAUAUAAUUCAGGCCAAGAUAAUUUCAAGGAGUCUACUCUAGUCAAAGAAAUGACCCUUUAUGAAAAUAGUGUUGUUAAGAUGAAUUAUCGUAAAUUCGAUAUGUCGACCAUUGUUUUUGAAAUUAAUUCCGAAAGAUCUAUUCAUUUUCAUAAACAGAUCAUACCAAUACCCAAGUAUUUAAUUUUGAAGUUUGAAACAGCACUAGAUAGACAAUUACAUUUUAAUAACGAAAAUUUUUCAAAUAAUGCUAAACUAAAUUUCCAAAAGUAUUCAUCCACAGACGAAGAAUAUUUGAAAAUAAGAGACGAUCCAAAGGCAAAUUAUUUACAAUUUACUGUGUACGAGACGUCAGAAACAGACCCUCAAGUAUACAUUGCAAUGUUUCAGCCUGAUAUGCGCUUAGACCUACAAUUUGGUAGAAGAGUUACUGCAUUUUUAUUGAGAGCACCAAAAAGAAUUAAAUGGGAUUCCCCCGCGUGUCUUCAAUCGAAGGAACAAGAGAUCAAGGAAACAGAGAACUUCCAAAAAGGUUACAAAGAUUUUGAUAUCAUGACUCAGAGUUGA